AUGACAGAUGUGUUUACUAUCUACAUGGACACAAAUGGUUUUAAGGAACACCUGAGUGAGGAUGUCAAGGGAAUGUUGAGCUUAUAUGAAGCUGCACAUUUAGCUUCAGAAGGUGAAAGCAUACUAGAGGAGACCAUACUAUUCACAAAAAGAAAACUCUCUGAAGGGAUCAACAACAAUGUAGAACUUAGAAAUCAAGUAAAAAGCUCCCUGGAGAUUCCAUUGCAUUGGAGGAUGGAGAGAUCAGAAGCUAGGUGGUCCAUCAAUGAAUAUAAAGAUGCACAAGAUAUGAACCGUGUUUUCUUGAAAUUGGCUGAAUUAAAUUUCAAUAUAUACCAAGCCACACACCAGGAAGAUCUUCGAAAUAUGUCAAGGUGGUGGAGGAGUCUCGGUGUCGCUAGCAAACUGAAUUUCGCAAGAGACAGGCUAGUUGGGAGUUUCUUAUUUAGCAUUGGGAUUUCAGCAGAGGCAAAGAGCCAACGUUGCACAGAAUGGCUCACAAAAGUCAUGAAUUUUGUGCUAAUUAUUGAUGAUAUAUACGACGUUCAUGGUUCAUUAGAAGAACUCGAGAUAUUUGCCGAUGUCGUUGAAAGGUGGAAUACCAAGGACAUGGAAAAGCUACCGAUCUAUAUGAAAAUAUGUUUCUUAGCGCUUUACAAUACAACUAACGAAAUGGCUUUUGAGGUACUGAAAGACCAAGGCCACGACAUCUUACCUUACUUAACCAAAUCAUGGGAAAAUUUCAUAAAAGCGAUGCUAGUAGAGGCGAGGUGGUGUAACAAGGGAUAUACACCGACGGUUGAGGAAUAUUUGUCAAACGGCUGGCUUUCCUCAUCUGGUUCGGUGUUUCUAGUUCAUGCAUUUUUCGCAACCAAACAACGAAUCACAACUGAUGUUCUACGAGCUCUAGAAGACAAUCAUAAUCUUUUGUAUUGCGCUUCCAUGAUUUUCCGACUUUCCAAUGAUCUUGCAACUUCGUCGGCGGAGAUAGAAAGAGGUGAUGUCUCCUCAUCAGUACAUUGUUACAUGCGUGAAAUGAGCAGUUCCGUAGAGGAUGCACGUUUGUAUAUAAGUGGACUUAUCAUGGAUACAUGGAAGAAAAUGAACGAGUCUAUCAUCGACACAACAUUCGAUCUUCCUUUUAUUCGCAUAGCUUUAAAUCUUGCACGAACAGCAAUGUUUUUCUAUCAAUAUGGGGAUGGGCUUGGAGUUGAAGACGGUAAAAGUAAAGAUCAUGUUUUAUCUUUGAUUGUUAAUCCAAUAUAA
Molecule: messenger RNA, 1266 nt
Organism: Papaver somniferum (opium poppy)
Lineage: Eukaryota; Viridiplantae; Streptophyta; Magnoliopsida; Ranunculales; Papaveraceae
Product: (-)-alpha-terpineol synthase-like
Exons: 5
Coding region: 1-1266 (421 amino acids)
Biological process (GO): diterpenoid biosynthetic process
Molecular function (GO): magnesium ion binding; terpene synthase activity
Source: RefSeq, a predicted model, not a curated record